This is a messenger RNA of Nanorana parkeri, 1626 nucleotides long. It is a transcript of the gene HRH3, whose product is annotated as histamine receptor H3. The record is from RefSeq and is a predicted model, not a curated record. Gene Ontology annotation, cellular component: membrane. NCBI's taxonomy places the organism in Eukaryota, Metazoa, Chordata, Amphibia, Anura, Dicroglossidae. Bases 308 to 1618 code for a protein of 436 amino acids. Gene Ontology annotation, biological process: adenylate cyclase-activating adrenergic receptor signaling pathway. Gene Ontology annotation, molecular function: histamine receptor activity. The transcript is spliced from 3 exons.
UCUUCAUUGCUGGAGUGGGGCAGAGAUUCAGGUGGUAAGAGAAGCAGAUGGGCUCAGACAGAUAAUAACUAGCCUCUCAGACAGCCACUGCAUACAAGAGCUGGGCUCUUCUGCACAGACCAAAGUUGAUUUGGCAAGGACCAUGAAAAGAAAAAUGCCUUUGGAUAUUCAUAUAUCUCCACCUCAAGACAGCCAGGUUCAGUUCCACUGUCCAUCUACGAUGGGAAGCUAAGGAUGGCCAAUUUGUUGACCUUAUAUAUGGUUACUAUGCUCUCCACCUAGAGAUUAAUAUAGCUGUGGUGCUGAAAUGGCCAGCACCCAGCAAACUUGGCAUCUCAAUGAAUCCUGGAAGGGCAAUGGUGGAGGAACCAGCUUUCCGGGCAACUUUGCUUUCUCCUGGACUGUAUUCUUGGCUGUACUCAUGGGCAUCUUGAUAGCCACCACAGUUCUGGGAAACGCUUUGGUUAUGUUGGCUUUCGUGGUAGACUCCAGCCUUAGGACUCAAAACAACUUCUUCUUGCUCAAUCUGGCCAUCUCUGACUUUCUAGUAGGAGCUCUGUGCAUCCCCCUCUAUGUUCCCUACGUCCUCACUGGCAGAUGGAGCUUCGGCAGAAGCGUCUGCAAACUGUGGCUUGUACUGGACUACUUACUGUGCACCUCCUCAGUUUUUAACAUCGUCUUGAUCAGCUACGACAGGUUCAUCUCAGUAACCAGAGCGGUGAGCUACAGGGCUCAGCAAACUAACACCAGACACGCAGUGCUGAAGAUGUCCAUGGUCUGGCUACUGGCCUUCCUCCUAUAUGGACCUGCUAUCAUAACCUGGGAAUACAUCGCUGGCAAAUCCAUCAUCCCAGACGGAGAGUGCUUUGCCGAAUUCUUUUAUAACUGGUACUUCCUGAUCACAGCUUCCACUAUAGAAUUCUUCACUCCUUUCAUAAGUGUGACCUUCUUUAAUGUGUCUAUCUAUCUGAACAUCCAGAAGAGGACAAGGGCCAGACUGGACCUCUUGCAAGAGCCGUACAGCCAGACAAAUACUGAUAUUACAAAGCCGGAGCCAGAACCAGCCAGGUCUCGCUCUCUGAAAUGUUGGAAAGUGACCCAUAAAGCAUUUAAAAAGGGCCGAUCUGACGGUGAGGCCUACAAGUCAACGGAAGCCGAAAUACUGGAAAGGGUCAAGGCAGUUAAAAGGUCCUCCUUAAAUGGGAGUACACUGACUGUUUUAGGUAAAACAAAAAGUACUAGAAGAAGCUUUGCAGAGUCGGGGUCCACCCCGUCAUUGGAGAAGCGCAUGAGGAUGGUCUCUCAAGGAAUCGCCCAGCGUUUCAGAUUGUCAAGAGACAAAAAAGUAGCAAAGUCUUUAGCCGUCAUUGUCUGUGUAUUUGGAAUAUGUUGGGCACCCUACACCCUACUGAUGAUCAUUCGGGCAGCCUGCAGAGGACAUUGUGUGCCAGAGUACUGGUAUGAGGCCUCCUUUUGGCUCUUGUGGGUUAACUCAGCCGUCAACCCUGUUUUGUAUCCUCUCUGCCAUUACAGCUUUAGGAGAGCAUUCAAGAAGAUUUUGUGCCCACAAAAGCUAAAAAUCAAACCACAUAGUAAAUUUCAGCUCUGUUGGAAAUGAGUGACCAC